GAUUAUUGUAUUCAAGAUAUACAUGUAUGACGUACGCGAUAGUCUGUAGUUCCAAAACAUGGGUUUUCUCUGUUAUAUUUUCAAUUAAAUGAUAAUUCUUUUUUUGUUUAAUUUAGUAAAGAAAACAUUAAAUUUUAUUUAUAGUGUAAAAAAAUCACAAAAUUCAAUACGAUGAUCAUUCUCUUUAUAUUACGAAAAUAGGGAAAGUAUAUACGGUAUAGUAGAUCUGCCAUGAUAGAUCCGAACGCGUCUUCAUCUUAUUCCAAAAAAGUCAGAAAUUGUUAGCAAAAUGUGUAAUUUUUGUUAUCAGGAGAGCUUCUUAAAGUAAAAGUACAGAUUACAGAAUGGUGGUGGAUUGUUUAUCCAUUCAAGGCUCAGCAGCUAUAAUACGGAAGCAGGAGCGAAGAUUAGGUGGGUUAGUGGCUGCAAAGAUGCAACCUAACAAUGUUGGUAGUUGUGGUGGUAUGACACCUAAAGAACUUUCUGACAAUGAUGACCUAGCUACUUCUCUCGUAUUAGAUCCUUAUCUUGGAUUUACCACCCAUAAAAUGAAUAUCAGGUAUAGACCAUUAAAAGCAAAUAAAGAUGAACUCCGUAAAAUUAUUUGUGAAUUUAUUCAAACCCAAAAUUAUGAAAAAACUUAUAAAAAAUUAAUGGGUGGUGAUUGGGGUGCAAGACUUCCUCACACAAAAUCUAAACAACAACAAAUAAAUUUAGAAAAACAUAUUUACAGAUAUUUAAAAGUUUUUGAUAAGGAUUCUGGAUUUGCAAUAGAACCAUGUUAUAGGUAUAGUCUUGAAGGUCAAAAAGGUGCCAAAAUUUGUGCAACUCGAAAAUGGUUAAAACAUGAUAAAAUAUCUUGUCUUGUUGGCUGUAUUGCAGAACUUAGUGAAAAGGAAGAAGCAGCAUUAUUACAUCCAGGAAAAAAUGAUUUUUCUGUUAUGUUUAGUUGUAGAAAAAAUUGUGCACAACUAUGGUUAGGUCCAGCAGCAUAUAUUAAUCAUGAUUGUAGAGCUAAUUGCAAGUUUGUGGCAACAGGAAGAGAUACAGCUUGUGUUAAAGUUCUUCGUGAUAUUGAAGUAGGAGAAGAAAUUACUUGUUUUUAUGGAGAAGAUUUUUUUGGAGAUGGUAACUGUUACUGUGAAUGUGAAACAUGUGAAAGGAGAGGAACUGGAGCAUUUGCAAAUCAAAAACCAGGAGAAGAACUUUCCUCUGGAUAUCGUCUACGAGAAACAGACAAUCGUAUCAAUCGUACGAAACAUAGACAACAACCAUUAAGUCGAAAUAAACAACAAGCUGAUACCGCACUUACAGAGAAAAAUGCAGUUCUUGUUGGUAAUGCUGCAAUAGCACCACAAAGUCUUAGUAUGAAAGAGUUAAGAAGAAAGGGCUUAACAAAAUAUGAUGCAGAAUUAUUAAUUGCACAAGGUUGUCGAUUUUCUGACAUUGCUCAACAACAACCUAUUAUAAAUAAUGGAGAAAAUGUAUUACAAACAUCUCGACCUCAUCCUCAUCAUUCUGCUAUUACUACAAAUUCCGGGUCAAGAAAUCUUCGAAAUAAACAAUUAUGUAAAUUUGAUAGUGAUAAUCAGAAUAACAUUAAAAAUCAUACGCUUCGAUCGUCCAGAAUUCAUAAAAGAACAGAAUCAAAGAAGAACAAAGUUUCGGAAAAAGUUGAAUCUUCUUGUUUAAAUGGUUCUAUAAUAAAAAAUAUUGAAUUAGAAGAUAUAAGUCAUCGUAAAGAAGACUCUGAUAGAGUAGAUGAAGAAAUGAUGUAUUCUAGAUUACAUAAAACCCAUUCAAGGAGUACUUUAAAUGAAGAAACUAAUAAUAUUUGCCAUGUUCAGACUUCAUGUCAUGAUAUAUUGGAACAAUCAAGUUGUUCUAAUCUUCAAAGAGAAUGUUCAGACACAUUCAUUAAAAACAAUAGAGAAAUAAAUAGCAAAUUGAUAAAUGAAAAAGAAAUACCUGAUAUUAUUGUAGAAAUUAAUUCUAAUUCAGUAGAUAAUAUUAAUAUUACUUCCAAUUCUAAAAAAGAACACUAUAGUACAAAUUCCUGUGAUUCAGUUCAUAUAAGUUCCAUGCCUGAAAGUCGAUUAGAUGAUUUACAUGAAACUAAUAAAAAUGAAAUAAUUUCGAAAGAAAAUCAUCAGUCACGAAUCGCUCAUUAUAAUUUGUCUUUAAUUGAAAAUUGCAAAGAUAUAAAUAAUAUUUCUAUCACGCCAAUAAAAUCAAAUGAUUGUGUCAAAGAAUAUUUAGAAUUUGAAAGAAAAAUUUUAAAGGAAGAAAAAGAAAAAAAUUGUGAAUUCGUGCAUAAAGAUUAUUCUUACAAAGAUGAAGAACAAAUAUGUUUAAUUCACUUGAAAUCAGCUAAAAUUUCAAAUUGUAUAGAAACUGAUACAAAAACACCUACAUUUGAUAUACUUGAAUCUAGUAAAGAUAUAAAGAAAAAUGAUUCUACGAAUUCAAAUAAAUUGAUUAAAUAUUUAAUAGAAAAUGAAACAAAUAAAUUUGAUAGAUUUGAUUCAGACUUUAAUAAGUCUUCAAAUAAUACUGAACAUGGUAAAAUAAAUUUUGUUAAGGAAAAUACUAUUAUAGAAAAUAGUAAAGGGAAUUGUCAAAAAGAUUUAAUCAUAAAAGAUAACAUAUACGUAACUAAUAUUGGAGUGUCUGAAAUAAAAUCUGAUAAAAUUGGAAUGAUUGAAACAUGUACAACAAAUCAAGAUUCUCGAACAGAUCCCUGUAAAGAAAAUAAAAAUUUCAGUAGAAUGGAAACUAUUAAUUAUAGUGAGAUUAAUAAAUGUAACAUACAAGAUACUCAUAAUUCUAUUUUAAAACAACCUCUGCAAAAAAAUGAUUCAUUACAUACAACAUUAAGAUCUCAUAAAAGUAGAAGAAAACUUAUAAAUGAAAAGAAAUCUGCAAUUUCUGAAACGGAAGAACUAGAAAGUGUUACAGAACAAAAAAUAACUGAUAAUAUGAUUGCAUCUGUUUCAAAAACUCGUAAUAAAACAGAAAAAACAAAAAGUAGAUUAACAAGAAGUCAAAAGAAAGAUCGAAAGGAAUUAGCUACUACUGAAAUUGGUGUAGCUGAUGAUGAUUCAGGUAUUCAAGAUAUUUAUGAAUUUAGUGAAAAAGAAAGUAAUUUGGAAGAUAUUAGAAUACCAUCAAUAAUGCGACGUAAACAAGAAACCCGUUAUACUGGACUCACGUCGCAUUUACAAGAAAUGCAAUACAAUGAUGAAUGCAAUAAAAUUGAACCUCCAGUAUUACUUCCACAAGAACCAUGGCCACCAAUUAAUUGCAAUCAAAAUCAAUUGUUAGAUCCAAAUAGUAAUAGUCAAUUAAGAGAAAAUUCCAUACAUAAUGAAAGCUUAAAGAGAUUAUCAACUUGUAGUAAUGAUAGUGCACAAAAGUUAACAACUCCUACAGAAUAUCAGUGGCAAAUGAAUAAUUCUAAUUGCCAAGUGUGUCCAACUACUCCAGAGAGAACUGGCAGAUUAAAACUUACUCUUCGCAUGAAACGUUCGCCAGUUUUAGAAGACAUCGUAGAAUCGGGUACGAGUUUAAGUGAAGAUAGUUAUGAACCUGAAUACGAAGUAUUACGUGUAGAAGGUGUGGAAAGAAGUAGACGUAAAAAAAAACAUAAAACUCGAGAUCGUGAAAAACGACAUAAGAAACGCGAAUUAAAUCUUGAUCCUCCUCCACCACCAAUGAAAAGAUUGCGUUUAAUUUUUGGCAAUGAAACACAUACUAUCGACUUUCCACAUUCUUAACAACUAUAAAUAGUGAUUUUCAGUAUCAUCUGAAAUAAAUUAUAAACAUAAUUUAGAUAUGUUAAAACAGGUCUCCUUGUCCUGUAACAUUGUGAAUUUCUUUGUAGUUUUACAAUUAUAAACGACAUAUAUUGUCGUUAAACUUUAUAGGUAUUUGAUGAUAAAAUUAUUGUGUUCUGAUUUUUUGUCAUUUUUUACUGCUUAAAUUUUGUCUUGCUUCUUAUUCUUCUAACAACGAAUAAUUAAAGGCCUAGUAAAUAUAAAUUAAAAAAAAAGUGUAUUGAUUCAUAUGCUGUUCAGUAAAUAUUUAUUUAAAAAUUUUAUAUAGAUCUAUUUAAAACAGAUAAUACGUAACUAAUUAGUUGAUUAUUAUAUUCAUAACAAAAUUAGUAUUUUAUUUUAUUGUUGUGGUAACUUGCUUUUUCAUUAAUAUUGUAUUUAUACAGACAUAGUUUUGAUAAAACAGGUUUUAAAACCUAUAGUCUUUCAUUUUCUGCUUAUUUUCAAUAUUAUAAAUUUAUAUUGUUAAACAAUUUUUUACUAAUAAAAUAUUUAUAUUAUAUAUGCAAAAUUCACAUAAAACACUUCCUUGUGUUAAAAACAAGGAAAGAAUAUAUUGAGUCGAGUUAUAUCUCUAUUCUAUUUCCAGAUGAGGACAAAGGAGAAAAAUCUAUACUCUUAUAUUAUGUAUAAUAAUAGCUAUAAAAUAAUAAUAAUAAUAAUAAUGAUAAUUCAAUUUAAAUUAGUUAAAUACUAGAUAUCAUAUAUUAAUUGCUGUUCUCAAAAUGCGUGAUUGAUUACCGAGAAAAAAUUGUAAAUAUUGCUUAUGUGUACGUAAGCGCGUGCGUAUAUAUAUAUAUAUAUAUAUAUAUAUAUAUAUAUAUAUAUAUAUAUAUAUGUAUGUAUGUAUAUGUAUCAUAAUGAUAUACAUGCAAAUAUAUUUAGCAUUGCUCGACACAGGCGCGCGCGUACACACACACACACACACACACACACACACCCCAUAUAUAAAGAGCGCGUGCGCAAAGAAAUAUAAUUGCUGUAUUCCGUAUAUCGAUGUAAUACAAUGCCUUAAUGCUAAUGAAUAUAAAGCAAGUGCAUUGCACGUAAGUGUCAUCGUGUACCGAAUACAUAUAUCGUUUACAUACGAUAAUGAAAAAGAAAAUUUCAUUUAGUGAGAUAGAUUAAAAAUUUUAAUUAAAAAAUAAAGAAAUUACAAGAAAUAAAUAAUCAUCUUUACAAUAGAAUUUCAACAUUAGAUUUUGAAUUGUCAUUUGAAUUUAAGAAACAAUAUUUUAUGUUGAAUUUGUAUAUAUUGUUGAAUUUGAUUCAAUUAUAAAACAAUCUAAAUUAUCAAAAUAUAAAGUUUAAGUAGAAAUCAUAUAUUACAUUAAGAUCUGAAAAAGUUUAGUAGAAAAAUUCUUUAGUCAUUUAAAUGACAGAAGAAAUCCAUCUCAUGUUUUGUGUUAAGAUUCAUAUUUUCAUAAUUCAUAUUUUUCGAACAAGAUUGUUUUCAAAUUUUAUGAUUCAUAAAUGUUGGAUGUGAUUAUUUACUUUAAAAAAUAUUAUAACAAAAAAUUAUUAUUUAUUUUUCAUUAAUUGGACUUGUACAUUGAAGUCAUGAUAAAAUAAUAUAAGUCGAGUAGAUUUUAAAGUUCUAAUGGUUGUUUGAUUUAUUUGACUAUUUUGUAAUUUUAAUAAUAUAUUUUAUAUAUUCAUAAUAUGCGGAGAUAAAUAUUUUAGAACACAUAUACAAUGAUGUUGUUUUUGAUAUUCAUUUUAAUCUGUCGCUUUCUUUCUAAAGUGUAUUUUAAUUUUAGAUAUGAAUUUAAAAUUACUUAUGAAAAUUUAAAUAAAAUUGUACGAAUCAAAACUCGUACAAAUUGCUAAUAUUAAUUAACAUAUUAAAUAUUUGUCUUCUUUUUUUUUUUAUUUUUGUAUAUUAAAUUUUGGUAUUGUCUUUAAAAUAUUUUUUAUUUUAUUAUAUAUUUUUUAAUGAUGAUUAUAUUAUAUAUUUCGAAAAAAAUUGAAAUACGCUUAAGACGCGGGAAAUUUAUCCGAGAAUUACAUAGCGAUUAAGAUUCAUAAAUUGAGAUUGAUUAUAUGUUAUUCAUUCAUAACAGAAUAUUUUCUUUAUUAUUUAUCGUGAAAUCUUUAUCUAAUGAAUACUUAUAAUCAUAGCCAUAAAAAUUUGGCGAAUAUAAUAUACUAUUGUAUAUUUAUAUCAUAUAGGUGUAUCUAUUUUCCAUUUUGCGUUUAUUAGUAAAAUACACAUGACAACAGAAGAAAAACUUUCAAAUACAUAGAUCAAAAAAAAUUCUAAUUGAAAAGAUCAGUAUUUCAUUGGUAAGCAAACAUGUAAUAAAAAAGUUGUAUUCAUAAAAUCCAUUUAAAAAUUAACACAUCUUCAGAUUAAUUGAUAAUGACUAUUCCUCCAUUAUGUAAUAAAGCAUUUAAUUAACGUGAAAACGUUAUAUCAUUUCAAUUGUAAUCAUAUAAGAUGUAAUUUUAGUCGAUAAUAUGCCUGUUAAUUGAUCUAUAAUAUAAAAUUUGUGAUAAACUUCUAUUAUAUUAUUCUAUUAAAUAUUCUUGUUCUAAUAUAGCAUUGUAGUAACUGUUUUUCUCUAAGAUUUUAGCAAACUAUAAUAUUAGUCGCAUUGACCGAAUUAUUAUUAAACUAUACAUGUAUUUUUAGACUUGUAAAAUAGCAGAGGAUUUAUUAAGGAGAAAAAGAAAAAGAAGAGAAAAAUUAAUUUUCAGAAUUUUAAAUUGUGAAAAUUUUAAUAUAAAAAAAAAAUUCGGAUUAAUUUGAAUUUUUAUCAUCAUAUGUAUAAAAAAUAUAGUUACAUACAAAAUAAUGUAUACUUUUUCUAGUAAAAUUAACGAAAUAUGAAAUCAUAAACUAUAAAAAAAUGCUAGCAUAAAAUUUUAACAUUAAUUACUUAUAUGCAUAUUUUUUGCAACUACAAAAUAUAGAAAUUGUAUCAAGAAAGAAAUUAAUUAAUUGAUGGCGAGUUAUUAAAUCAUUCAAUGUUUAUCUUUACAUUAAAAAAAAUAAAUUUUCAAUAAUAAAUCAAAAUAUGCAUCGAUAUUAAACAAAUUUUUAAGUUUUAAAUAUGUAAUAAUAUGUGUACUUAUGUAUAUGACACGUUGUAAACACAAUAUUUCAUAAAAUAAUUGCAAUUUCUCUUUACUUAUGAAAACUUUCUGUUAUUAAGUAGUUUUUCUUUCACUGCCAAUGUAAAAUUAUAACAUCAUUAGUGUCACACAAAUUAUAAAAUGUAAGUUACAAUAAAUAUAAUUUAUCAUAUGUAAAGUAUAUUAAAAAAUGAUUAAUUUAGAUUAGAUAUUAAAAUUUAGUUUCAAUAGUUCAAAGAAUUUAUAACCCUGAUAUAACCUAUAAAUAUAUUAUUAUCGUUAUUGUAAUUGUAUUAUCUUUAUUCACAAAAACAAAUGUAUAUUAUGAUUGUUUUUUACAAGUUAAAAUAUAAUAAUAAAUGAAUUGCA
Molecule: messenger RNA, 7283 nt
Organism: Apis cerana (Asiatic honeybee)
Lineage: Eukaryota; Metazoa; Arthropoda; Insecta; Hymenoptera; Apidae
Gene: Hmt4-20
Product: Histone methyltransferase 4-20
Cellular component (GO): nucleus
Molecular function (GO): protein binding; histone H4K20 methyltransferase activity
Source: RefSeq, a predicted model, not a curated record